AUGCAGGCCAUGGCCGCCGCCGGCCAGAUCUCCCUCGACGACCUGCGCGCGGCAGCAGCAGGCGCUGCGGGCGGCGUGCACGACGACUUCCUGGACCAGAUGCUCGGUGGCCUGCCGCCGUCGGCAUGGCCGGAGCUGGCAUCCGCGGCGGGAGGGAAGGCGCCGGAUGGCGGCGCGCAGGCGGAGGGGAUGCAGCACCAGGCGCAGCACUUCGGUGGGGGGUUGUACGACGAGUCCGCCUUGCUGGCGUCGCGGCUCCGGCAGCACCAGAUCAGCGGCGGCCCUGCAGGCGGCGGCGGCGGCGGCGCGGAGGCCGCGAAGCAGAUGGUGCUGCAGCAGCUGGCCGAUCUGAGGCAGGGACACCAUAUGUUGCUGCAGGGCAUGGGCCGCUCGACGGGCGGCGGCGGCGGCAGCGGAGACGGCGGCCUGCUCCUCCCGCUCUCCCUCGGCAGUGGCGGAUCGGGCGGCGACGUGCAGGCGCUACUCAAAGCCGCCGCCAACUCCGCUGUACUGAUCCAUCGCCUUCUUUGCUCAAAUCCACUUGCAGCCUUUUUCCCCUUCAAGAAUCUAGAAUCUUUUGCGAAAAAGUUCGCGUUUUUAUUCGGAGUUCGUUCGUUCCAGGGAGGAGAAGCCGGCGGCGUCUUCGGCGGUUCCUUCGCCGGAUCACUCCAGCAGCAGCAACAGCAUUUUCAGUCGCAUCCGCAGCAGCAAACGGCGCCGUUGCCGGGCCAGGGCUUCGGUGGAGGAGACGGAGGCGCGGGCGCGGGCGCGUCCGGCGGCGUGGCCGGGGCUGCGGGCGGAGGCGCGGCGGCGCCGCCCAGGCAGCGCGUACGGGCGCGGCGCGGCCAGGCUACCGACCCCCACAGCAUCGCGGAGCGGCUCCGGAGAGAGAGGAUCGCGGAGAGGAUGAAGGCGCUGCAGGAGCUGGUGCCCAACGCCAACAAGACGGACAAGGCGUCGAUGCUGGACGAGAUCAUCGACUACGUCAAGUUCCUGCAGCUCCAAGUCAAGGUGCUGAGCAUGAGCCGGCUAGGUGGCGCCGCUGCCGUCGCGCCGCUCGUGGCCGACAUGUCCUCGGAGGGUCGAGGCGGGGCGGCGGCCGCGGCCGGGAGCGAUGGCCUGGCGGUGACGGAGCAGCAGGUGGCGAAGCUGAUGGAGGAGGACAUGGGCACCGCCAUGCAGUACCUGCAGGGGAAGGGACUGUGCCUCAUGCCCGUCUCCCUCGCCUCCGCCAUAUCCUCCGCGACGUACCACAUGCGACCGCCUGUGGGGGGACCCGGACUCGGGGUCGCCGCCGCCGCGCACCAUAUGGCCGCCAUGCGGUUGCCCCACGGCAUGAACGGCGGCGCUGGAAGCGGAGCCGACGCCGUGCCGGCCUCCCCGAGCAUGUCCGUGCUCACGGCGCAGUCGGCCAUGAACAACGGCGCCGGGGAUGGCGGGGCUGAUGGCGAGGGCUCGCACUCGCAGCAGCAGCAGCAUUCCAAGGACGCCGCGUCCGUGUCGAAGCCGUGA
Miscanthus lutarioriparius is the source of this 1512-nucleotide messenger RNA. NCBI's taxonomy places the organism in Eukaryota, Viridiplantae, Streptophyta, Magnoliopsida, Poales, Poaceae. The record is from the annotation of a GenBank genome assembly.